Messenger RNA from Megalobrama amblycephala (Wuchang bream), 5415 nucleotides. RefSeq names its product karyopherin alpha 6 (importin alpha 7) (gene kpna6). Lineage: Eukaryota; Metazoa; Chordata; Actinopteri; Cypriniformes; Xenocyprididae. Gene Ontology annotation, molecular function: nuclear import signal receptor activity; protein binding. The transcript has 14 exons. The record is from RefSeq and is a predicted model, not a curated record. Gene Ontology annotation, biological process: NLS-bearing protein import into nucleus. Gene Ontology annotation, cellular component: nucleoplasm; cytoplasm; nucleus. Bases 155 to 1768 code for a protein of 537 amino acids.
UUGGAAACGCUCUCAUUAUGUUUGUCUCCUUCGGCUCUCCGUAGAUCACCGACAUAUUGUUUGUGAGAAGCAAAUUCUGGAAGACAAGGAGAGUGUUAAGAUUACAGCGUUGAUAUUACCAAUCAUCAAGGCGUAUAUCAGUAAAGAAAGUACGAUGGAGCCUUCAGGAAGUCCUGCGAAGGAUAAUUUCAGGAUGAACCGCUAUAAGAAUAAAGCACUCAACCUGGAGGAAAUGCGUCGGAGAAGAGAGGAGGAAGGCAUUCAGCUGAGGAAACAGAAACGAGAGCAACAGCUGUUUAAGAGAAGAAAUGUGGAACUGAUGGGUGAAGAAGGGGGAAUGUUUGACAGUCCACUCAUGGAUUCCUACGUCUCCUCCACCACAGCCCCAGAUGGAGUAAUUACAAGAGACAUGGUUGAAAUGCUCUUCUCGGAAGAUCCUGAACUACAACUGGUCACAACACAGAGGUUCAGAAAACUACUUUCCAAAGAACCAAACCCACCCAUUGAUGAGGUGAUAAGCACACAGGGAGUUGUGAAUAGAUUUGUUGAGUUCCUUCAGAAAAGUACAAAUUGCACAUUACAGUUUGAGGCCGCUUGGGCACUGACCAACAUCGCAUCUGGGACAUCUCAGCAAACAAAGUUUGUGAUCGAGGCCGGUGCCGUACCUGUCUUUAUUGAGCUUCUCAACUCCGAGUUUGAAGACGUACAGGAGCAGGCUGUUUGGGCUUUGGGGAACAUUGCAGGAGACAGCGCUGUGUGCAGAGAUUAUGUGCUAAACUGUAAUAUCCUUCCACCUCUACUAAUGCUGCUGACCAAAUCAACUCGUCUCACAAUGACCAGGAAUGCUGUGUGGGCCUUGUCCAACCUCUGCAGAGGCAAAAGUCCACCCCCAGACUUUGAGAAGGUGUCUCCAUGCCUGCCUGUGCUGUCCCGUCUUUUGUUCAGCAGUGAUUCAGACCUGCUGGCUGAUGCCUGUUGGGCCCUCUCUUACCUCUCUGAUGGGCCCAAUGAGAAGAUUCAGGCAGUUAUUGAUUCAGGCGUCUGCAGGAGGCUGGUGGAGCUGCUCAUGCACACCGAUUACAAGGUGGCAUCUCCUGCUCUGAGGGCCGUUGGAAACAUUGUUACAGGAGAUGACAUUCAGACGCAGGUGGUGUUGAACUGCUCCGCUCUCCCCUGCCUCCUGCACCUGCUCAGUAGCGCCAAGGAAUCCAUCAGGAAGGAGGCGUGCUGGACCAUCUCCAACAUCACAGCGGGAAACAGAGCACAGAUUCAGGCUGUAAUAGAUGCAAACAUCUUCCCGGUCUUGAUAGAAAUCCUACAGAAAGCAGAAUUUCGCACCAGGAAGGAGGCGGCUUGGGCGAUCACUAAUGCCACGUCGGGUGGCACACCCGAGCAGAUCAGGUAUCUGGUGAAUUUGGGCUGCAUUAAACCUCUCUGUGAUCUGUUGACUGUGAUGGACUCCAAGAUCGUGCUGGUGGCUCUGAAUGGUCUGGAGAACAUUCUCAGACUGGGCGAGCAGGAGGCCAAACAGAAUGGCAGCGGCAUCAACCCUUAUUGUAGUCUCAUAGAGGAAGCCUAUGGGUUGGACAAAAUCGAGUUCCUACAGAGUCAUGAAAAUCAGGAGAUCUACCAGAAAGCCUUUGACCUCAUCGAGCACUACUUUGGAGUAGAGGAAGAGGAUGCUAGUCUGGCACCACAGGUGGAUGAGAACCAGCAGCAGUUCCUUUUCCCCCAGCAGGAGGCUCCCAUGGAGGGCUUCCAGCUAUAACCAGCCUUCAGACUCUUCCCGGCCGCCCCCCUGACCUUUACGCCCCUCCCCGCACCGCGUAUCCGUACUAAAACAAACGUCGGAAACACUCAGAGCGCAGCGAUUGACAUCUGGGUGAACCAAAUUUCGACCCGCAACCCAUGACCCAGACUGAUUUAUUUAAACAAUGAGGUGUGUUUUAAGCAGGGGAACCAAUCAUCUGCCCUCCCACACCCAAGAGAGAGUUGGAUUUUAGUUUCUUUCAAUUUCCCCCCCCUCAAUGAUGCAGCUAAAUAAUCAUCCCCCUCAGGUAGAAAUCGUGGAGCUGUGCCCUUUUUUCUUUUUCUUUUAUUUAAGGAAAGGUAUGCUUCAGUUUUCCCGUUUCACUGAAAGAUGAGAGAAUCGUUUACUCGUCUAAUGAAAAUCAGAAAAUACUGAUCUUCAUCCUUAUCUUUUUGAUCCUGGUUGGAUUUUCAUUAAGUGUUGCGUUGUAGAAUUUCUUCUGUUCAUUACUCAUAUUCUGGCAAUUAAAAAAGCCUGGUUAUAUAUAUAUAUAUAUAUAUAUGGCCAUGCUUUGUAGACAAAACUUUACCGUAAUAUCUGCAGAUGACUAUUUAAGCACUCUUCAAAGGCUUUCUGGAGCUGUUUCAAUUUUCUUAGUAUUAGUAUUCAUUGACUUCAUCAUUUCAGACCAUGCUGGGUGUGGAAACGACAGGAGUUCAUGUAGAGUCUGUUUGACGUGGUGGUGGGUGGUGUUGAAGUAAUCCAGGUAUUUUAGUAAAGGAGUAUCCUAAUAUAAAAAGUCAUUACUGUUAAAAGACAAUGACUGGUAAAGAGGGGCCCAAAGAGCCCAUUUAGUAAAGAUAAUGCCCAUUUUUCUUUUUUACCAGUCAGAGGUGAAAUAUCUAGUCGUAGGAUAUUUGUGGUGUGCAGUGUUAUGAAUAACUCUUCUUUUGAUCAAAAGGCUUUAACUUGAAAUGUGUUCUGGGCGAAAUAAGCACACAUCUGAGGGCCGGUUUGAUGCACAUGAUGGAGUCUUAAUUCUGCUCUUUUUUUUCUUGUCAUUAAUUGGAGCAUAGUAAUACUGGGUGGUUCUGAUAACUUCAAGGUGUUUGUUUCGUGCAGCCCUCAGUAUGUGCAUGUUGGGGUUUUGCAUGGUGUUCUGUUGGUACCAACAGCCAUUUUGUAUCCCUUGCCAGAUCUUCAGCGAUUAUCUCGCGCUCAUUAGCUGGAGUUGUCCUGUAGUUUUGCAGGUGCUGUUGGUAUGGCAAGGAAUACUUAUUUAUAUAAUGAAUAAUAAUGAAAUAUAUGGGCAAAAAUAUAUAUAUAUAGAUAUUGUUAUAUUUGCACACACCUUGCACACAUGCAUACAAGACCAGCAUACACUUCAUAAACAUGUACACUUACAGAUAAGCAUAAAACCGAGGGGAAAAUGACUUCCAUAAUCUCCAAACGUCUUUUCUUUUUUCCAUUCUCUACGUAUGCGAGUAAGUUCACGUUGAUUCAUUUCACCCUUUGGCACUUUUUGAGUUGAUGCACUAAAAGUUAAAACCUCCAAAAACACCUGAGUUUGAUGAGUUGGACUGCUGUGGAUUUCAGACAGAGGGCAUGAAAAGUUUGAAUAUUAACCUCCUGCACCGUAUGAAAUGUUCUGUGGUUUACUUUAAAACUGUGAGUAAACUUUCACGUCAUUUAUGGAAGCAUUUUCCUCUACCUCCAUAAUACACUGACUAAGGGUGCGAGAGAAGGGUGCUUCUCUGAGUGAAUGCUAGGGGUCAAUUGGUUUAGUAUGGGCCUGUAUCUAUGAAAACUUAGACGUUGACUGACGGAUGAUGUGGGAAGGGAAAUGAUGCAAAGUUUAGAAAGGCAUCUUGGCAUCUGUUAUUAACGGAGCAGCAUCCUGUUUUUGGUACAGAUGUGUUUUGGUUGACUAAUAUCUAGAAGUUAUUUCCUUCUAUAAAUGUCAAUGUCUGAUGCGAUUCCUGAUCAGAACUGAUGACCGAAAGGAGGUUUCCAUGCUAAUUCGGGUUCAAGAACCUUUUUGAAUUUGAGACACUUGAAUUUACCUUUUUGAAAAUACCUCUUCACAAUCUUAUGUACCUUAACAACAGUUUCAAGGUGAAUAUCAUACAGGGUUUUUUCUUUAAAUCGGUUCAAAUCCCAAUUCUGUGUGAUAUUGGAUGACAUUUACUGCAUUUACAGGUCCAUCUCAGAACGAGAAUGCUGCAGUCCAGAUUUUUUUUUUAUCAGAGAAAUGGGGAAAAAUAAGACUGAGAUCAUAUUGGGAGAAAGGAAAAAAAAAACUAUGCUUAUAAAAAAUAUCUAAUGGCCUACAAGACCACCGGGUGGAUUCUUAUGUUGAUCAAAAAAGCAAAGAAAUUAUCUCUUAAUGGAAAUGCACUCCUAUUCACAAAAGUGCCAAUCAGACCAACAAAGACAAGAGGCUGAUGUGUAUCAAUCUGUCUUUGAUUUUCUUUUUUCUUUUUCUUUUUUUUUUUUUUCUUUAUUUACUUGAAUGUGCACAUAUUUUGUGCAAAUAUUGCUGCUCUAUUUUCUUAUCUUACAAAUUAGCGGUUACAUUGUCUGCCACAGUUUCAUUAUGUGAUGGUCUGCUACUUGUACACCAAAUUGGUAAACUCAAAGGUAUAAAGAGAAAAAUGCAUAAUUUAUUGUGCUGCAUAAUUAAUACUUUUUAUCAAGGCCAAUGCAAUGUUGAAAAACUGUCUCAAUGUGUACUGUUUGCUUAGCUUGUGUUCAUUUUGAACGUAGUUCUUUGGCAUAAAGGAAGAGAGGAUAUUAAUGAUCGAAGGAAAAACUGUAUUUUUUUUUUUUUGCCCUCUGAGUAUUUUUGUGUCUGUGUAGCUCUUUUCUUGUUUAUAAGCGCACUAGCUGACCACGUAGACCCAACUGUGUUGUUCUGAGUCUGACUUCCCUCUGUAACUAACUGUAGCACAAUUACAGCAAAUCCAAAUCAGUUCAGGCCUCUUUUGCAGACAUUUUGUUCUCAUUUAAGGACAUUGCUUUGAGAAGCCAAAAGAUUUAAAAAGAAACACUCACACACAAAAAAACAAAAACAAAUCUGGGUGUCUCAUGAUCUUUGUGUCUCUGUGAAUUACACUUGAACCAGAAAUUUAACGAUUAUAUUGUUAUAUUGGCACAAUUUAAAGAUGAGCGCUGCUCUUUACUCCUUUAAAAUAACUUCUGAGAAGUGCAGAAAACAAUAAAAUAUUUACAAAAGGCCACAAAUAAAUGAAAUUAGGUCUUUAUGGUCUUCCGUCCUAGAUCUUGUAGAUGUUGACAUUUUGAGACUUUUUGUCUCUUCCAAACUUGGAGCUGAUGCAUGUGGUUGUGUAGUAAUGCUGACUCACCUGUGUUUACAAUGCUACAUGUUUAAGUACUUUUCAUACACCAUAUUAAGACUUGCCCAGGUGGAUAUUGUAUCCUGGUUUGGUAAUUUCUUUCCUUUUAAAUGUAUUUAUAUUUAAAUCUUUUUUUUUUUUUUUCCUCCUCUGCCUACAAUUGCCCAUACUGUGACUGACUUUACCGACGAUAUGAAUGAGUGACGGACACACAAACUGAACAUGUCACACAAACAUAUACAUGAACAAUUCUGAACAAAUGUUUGAGUUUUUUCUUUUUGUCCAGAUACAAAUAAAAUGAUAAAACAC